AUGAGUGGGCCACUGCAGAAGCCCGGGGGUUUUAUUCCACGACCGCCAGGGAUGCCGCCGCUGCCACCCGGCUUUAAAAUACCGCCGGGCAUGACGCCACCGUCCGCGCCGCCCAUGCCGCCAGGAAUGGCUUCCAUGCCACCCAACAUGCGUGUGGGGGCGCCGCCACAGCCAAGAAUACAGGUUGGGAAUGACGGCUCUGCUGGUGUUGCGCCGCCCGUGCCGAUGCCUCCCGGUGGAUACACCAUGCCCCCAGGUCGUUAUCCACAGCCACCUGCUCACUUGGUUCCAAGACCGCGGGGGGACGUGGAACACGGAUUUCAGAAUCAUCAGCAAUUGCUUCCGCCUGGUCUCGUGCGUAACCCAAAUGAGAUGUAUGCGGCAAGAGAUGACCACGCCCCGGUGUUGUUGCCCGGUGCUGAUCCGCAUGGGUAUCCGGCAUCAUCCUACCCCCAAGGGCCGUAUGGAGGGGCUGUGGGACCUGAGGCUGGGGAUCAUCGGGGUGGGCACCUUUACAGGGGCCGACGAGAGGAUGAAUUACGAGAACCAACCAACACCGUCUGGGUAGGAAAUCUUGAUUUGCACGAGCAUACUGAGGAAGCCUUGAGACGCGAAUUUUCUGAAUUUGGAGGGGUCAUACGUAUUGCAAGGGUUCCGGAUAAGAGUUAUUGUUUUGUGCACUUUCGUUAUGUUGAGGAGGCUCGGAACGCUGUGGAGGCACUCAGUGCACGAGGUUCUUUGGGCAGAGCGCGAUUCAACUAUGGAAAAAUGUUUGAGUAUACACAGGAGGAGUUGGAGAUGCCCAGAGAUGUCACCGGUCACAGGCCUUCUCGCCGAGGACGUGAAGAGGAUCGACACGAUAACGAUGAUAGGCGGCGUCGAUCCCGCCGGGAGGAAGAACGCAUGGAACCCACAAACGUUUUGUGGCUGGGCGAUUUGCCUCCUACCGUCUCUAAUGAAGAGUUAAAUGAGAACUUUAAGGUGUUUGGUAAAAUUAAGACCAUUUCACGCUUGGAUAGCAGGAACAUGGCAUUUAUCCACUUUGAAACCAUUGAGGAUUGCACACAGGCUUUGGACUUGAUGCGGGAUCAGCCUAUUGGCGGAGCGCGGGUGGUAUUAAACUACGGUCGGGCGCAGCGUAACCAAACCUCCACGGAGACAGGCUUGACACCAGAUGGCAUUCCAGUCAAUGAAACUCCCACC
This is a messenger RNA of Trypanosoma cruzi, 1203 nucleotides long. RefSeq names its product RNA-binding protein, putative. Lineage: Eukaryota; Euglenozoa; Kinetoplastea; Trypanosomatida; Trypanosomatidae. The transcript has a single exon. Gene Ontology annotation, molecular function: RNA binding. The annotation marks the transcript as partial. The record is from RefSeq and is a predicted model, not a curated record.